Messenger RNA from Triplophysa dalaica, 1796 nucleotides. RefSeq names its product LRAT domain containing 2b (gene lratd2b). The coding region runs from base 600 to 1421 and encodes 273 amino acids. The transcript has a single exon. NCBI's taxonomy places the organism in Eukaryota, Metazoa, Chordata, Actinopteri, Cypriniformes, Nemacheilidae. The record is from RefSeq and is a predicted model, not a curated record.
UUUUACCAGUCAAACUUAGUUCCGUCGUGUUGUUAAUUUAGCUAACAUUAGCAUAAAGCAGGUUCAGUAUAAAUGUGUAAUGUCUCUUUAACUGCGCGUGGCUUCACUGCCUUGUGUAAACAUUACCGUGAGCUCUACUAUUACACAGAGCGCUGCAACAGCCAGUGCCAGAAGUUCAGAAAGAAGUGGAUGAGAAAGGAACAGAGAGGAGAGAAGUCGUCGAAAGUACAAUUGAUCAUAGGAGGUCUUCUGCGAGCACGGGUCUCCCUGUGGAUCCGUCGUUGUGUCUGAUGGGAUUCCCUGUCUGGAACCCUCACCAGGAAGUGGGCAGGUGAGACGCACCUGUUCCGAGCGCAGGCUGAAACUCAACACCGAUUAAAGACAACCGUGCUGGGAAACGUUUUGGAUGUCUGCGUGAUAUGCGGACACAAAUAACGUGUGAAAUCAUACAAAACAGCUGUUCGUUGAUAAAAAGAAGACAUGGAUAUAAACCUUUAACUAGGCUUCAAAGCCGGAUUACGCGUUGGGUUUUUAAAACCUCCCCUUCCUGAUACCUACAGGUGGGACGUGAACGUGUAACACGAGUUUCAGGUACUGUUAUGGGGAAUCAAGUGGAAAAACUUACACAUUUGACUUACGACGAAUUACCCACGGCUGACCCUAAUGGAUUCGAGCCGGAGGAUGACACGCCACGGAUCGGAGUGUCUUAUAUUUUCUCGGCUGACGACGACGAGCAGGAGAACAUUGACGAGAAGGAACGGGAUCCGAAUGAAGAUGACACAAACUACGACUGCCUCAACGAAUUACAAUGUGCGGUGUAUUAUCGAGACGAGUGUGUCUAUGAGAAAAGCAGUCUGUUCGUCGAAACGGGGAGCUUAUCGGUGGAGAACUUGCUGAAUAAGUGCAAACCCGGCGACCUGGUGGAGUUUGUGGCUCUCGGGCAGUACCCACACUGGGCAGUGUGUGUCGAUCAUCAUUCACAGGUGGUUCAUUUGUAUAGAAAUGAAAUCAAACGCGACUUUCUUUACGAGGCAAGUCAAGGUAAACGAGGCAGAAUUGUAAACGACCUUUAUAAGUUUCGGGCGCUGUGCCCUGAUGUUGUUGUGCAUAAUGCCAUGGAGCAGGUCGGGAUGAAAGACCGGGACAUAUGCUGGAAGAACUCGGAAUGUUUCGCCGCUUGGUGCAAGUUUGGCAAACGUGAAUUUAAAACCGGAGGCGAAAUACGAAUUGGGAAGCAGCCAUACAAGAUGAAGUUACAGCUGUCGGAGAAAAAGAGUCACGUUUUGGAGUUUCAAUGUUUGGAGGAUUUGAUCAUGGAAAAGAGGAGAAAUGACCAAAUGGGGAGAGAUGCUUUCAUCCAGGAGCUGGAGAAUCAUUUAAAUUGCACUGAUGACACACAAAAUGACUACAAUAGUAACUAAUGGAUCAAAAAGGGAGCUUCUCUUAUUGACAAAUAACAGUCUCAUCAUGGAGGAUAGACUCUAUUUGUGUGACAUCAUCCAUGGCAGUGUUGUACUUUUUGGUCUAAAAAGUGUUUUUGUCUGAAGUAAAUUGGACACUUUUACAUACAUGGAAAUAAAAUUCAGUAUAAGUUAUACUUUUUAUAAUCAGUACAUCCUUCGCUUUGUCAUAUUAACAUCCAAAGAAACAUUCUGAGAGCGUUUCCAGUAAUGACAUCAUUGAAAGUGUCUUGUUCAAGUAGCCUAUUUUUUGUUUGACAACUUAUUCCAUCUCAUCCUUACUGUUCCGUUCAUAUCGUAUUUCAAUGUGUCAAUAAAAUAUAUGUAUUAUUUCUA